GCUCACUAACUUGUUGUGUGUGGAACAGAAAGAGCGAACACAAACAGUGCGGGGUCAACUUAAUGUGCGCAAGGUGUUCGGAAAGGUGGCUUGACGUAGCUUUGUAGUUUCUCGACAACUAACCAAGAAUAAGCGAAACAGACUAAACAAUGGACACGGUGUGGGCACGGGACCCCACCGAAGGGUUCAUCUUAGGCCGAAUAUCCGAGCUUCUGGUAGAAGGAGCUGAAGUGAUUCCCAUUAAUCCGAAAUUUCAAAGAAGAGUCCUCCCCUUCAGCGACAUUUUCAAAGCACAAGAAGAUGACAAAGAUAAAGACUACGACGACAACUGUGAGAUGGUCUUCCUCAAUGAAGGCUCCCUCCUCAACAACAUACGUAUCCGAUAUUACCAAAACAAGAUUUACACAUACGUGGCAAACAUCCUGAUCGCCGUAAACCCAUACAAAGACAUUCCACAACUCUACUCCGCCCCCACCAUCAAGAACUACCAAGGAAAGUCCCUCGGCCAAAUGCCGCCUCACGUUUUCGCCGUCGCCGACAAAGCAUUCCGAGACAUGAAAGUCCUAAAACAAUCGCAAUCGAUAAUAGUAUCUGGGGAAUCAGGCGCCGGCAAAACCGAGUCCACCAAGCAUCUGCUCAAGUACCUCUGCGUCAACUGGGGGGCACAGGCUGGACCCAUCGAGCAGAAAAUUCUAGAUGCGAACCCAGUCCUCGAGGCCUUCGGUAACGCCAAGACCACCAGAAACAACAACAGUUCUCGGUUUGGGAAAUUCAUGGAAGUCCAUUUUGAUAAGAGCUUGCACGUGGCUGGAGGUCACAUCUCCCACUACCUUCUGGAAAAGUCAAGGAUUUGUUCGCCCCAAGGGGACGAAAGGAGUUACCACAUUUUCUAUAUGAUGAUGGCGGGGGCUCCCGAAAGUCUACGAAAGCAAUUAGGGUUGACCAAACCUGAUGACUAUAAUUAUUUGAAAACUGGAUGCACGAGGUAUUUCACAUCAUCUGCCAAUGAGAAGAAGCUUUCGGCGGGGCAGAAAAGUGCAGACCAUGCGAAGAGUGGGCCUUUGAGGGAUAUUCUUCUGGAUGAUGUAGAAGAUUUUACUACUCUGGAUGGAGCUUUGUCUAGAUUGGGGCUAAGUGAUGCCGACAGGUUGCAGAUUUAUACCACGGUAGCUGCGGUUCUUCAUUUGGGGAACAUUGAAUUUGAAGAUAAUCCAGAAGAUACAAGAGGCGGCUGCAGGGUUUCACCUUCCAAAGCUAAGGCGCUUGAUAUUGCGUCCAGUCUUCUCGGGAUUGAUGCCACGGAGUUACGACAGGCUUUAGAGUCUCGAGUCAUGCAGAGUAGUAGAGGUGGAAUUAAAGGAACCGUCAUCAUGGUUCCUUUGAAAGUGUACGAGGCUAAUAAUGCCCGAGAUGCCUUAGCUAAAGCUAUCUAUAGCAACCUCUUCGAUUAUAUCGUGAACAGGAUUAACCAAAGCAUUCCAUUCCAAGCUUCCUCUAGUUACUACAUCGGUGUUCUGGAUAUUGCAGGAUUUGAAUUCUUCACCGUCAACAGCUUCGAACAGUUCUGUAUCAACUACUGUAACGAGAAACUCCAACAGUUCUUCAAUGAAGUAAUUCUAAAGUUCGAGCAAGAACUCUACCGACGUGAAGGUCUAAGUGUUCCAGAGGUUUCGUUCGUGGAUAACCAAGACUGUAUAGACUUGAUUGAAACCAAAAAUCACGGUAUUCUUAACAUCCUAGACGAAGAAUCUAAACUGCCAAAGCCUGCCUACAACCACUUCACAUCUGAAAUCCAUAAGCACUGGGCGAAUGAAUACAGAAUAGCUUUACCUAGGUCAUCUAAACUCAAAUCGCACCGCAGCCUAAGAGACGACGAAGGAUUUUUGAUCAGGCACUUUGCAGGAGCCGUCUGUUACCAAACUAAACAAUUUCUUGAUAAGAAUAAUGAUGCCCUGCACGCUUCCCUAGAAGGUAUCGUACAAGACAGCAAGAAUAAGCUGAUUCAAACUCUUUUCGCCACAUCCAAUGCACAAAAGGGCAAACUUACCUUCAUCAGCGUAGGCAACAAAUUUAAAACGCAACUAUUAGAACUGAUGGAGAAGCUAAGGAAAAAUGGGACCAAUUUUAUCCGUUGUAUCAAACCCAACAACAAAAUGAUCGACGGUCAAUUCGAUGGUGCCUUAAGCUUGAUGCAACUUAAGUGCCUUGGCAUGACCUCAGUGUUAGAACUGAUGGAACACGGCUACCCCAGUCGGGCGCCAUUUGCCGACUUAUAUAACAUGUACAAAGAUUACCUUCCCCCAGAGUUGAAAAAACUCGAACCAAAGAUUUUCUGUGAAGCAAUGCUUCACAGUUUGAAGCUGAGAGACAAAGACUUCAAGUUCGGUGUAUCUCGAGUGUUCUUCCGACCUGGCAAGUUUGCAGAAUUCGACAAAAUCAUGAAGUCGGACCCAGAGAAUUUGAAGGCUAUCGUGGCCGAUGUGAAGAAGUUCUUGGUGAAGUCGCGCUGGCUCAAAGCGCAGUUUUGCGCUCUUACUGUCAUAAAACUGAAGAAUAAGAUUAUUUAUCGCAAGCGUGCUCUCAUCGUGGUGCAAAAGACGGUUAGAGGGUACUUGACCAGGAAGAAGUACGGUCCAAGGAUUAAGGUUCUAAGCAAGAUCAAGAAUCUUAAUGGUAACUUGAAGAAAAUGGAAGCAAUUGCUGGACAAUUGAAGAAAGAGAAGGAAAGCACCACUAAUGACAUCAAUAAGCUCAAGAACGAAAUAGUGGCCACUAUGGAUAAAAUUAAGAAAGAUGGGAAGAUUCAACCUUCUGCUAUUGACGCCCUUUACGCCCAAAUAGUCGCGAAAGUCGACAAUCAAAUGGACUCGUUGCAGAAGAAACUGCUAGCUCAGAAGAACGCAGAAGAGCAAGCCAGACUACGUAAGAUACAGGAAGAGAUGGAACGUGAGAAGAAACGCAAAGAGGAAGAAGAGCGCAGACUGAAGGAAGAAGAAGAGAACAGACGGAAGAAGGCGGAAAUGGAAGCUAAGCGCAAACUGGAAGAGGAGCAACGCAGGAAACAAGAAGAGGCGGACCGGAGAGAAGCAGAGCGUCUUCAAGCAGAACAGGCGAAAGAAGCGCUGGACGAACGCCGCUACCAAGAACGAUUGGAGCAAGAGAGACAAGACCACGAACUCGCUCUUCGUUUGGCACAAGAAAGCAACGGACAGAUUGAAGAAAGUCCUCCGAUGAUACGGAACGGUGGAAUGGAUUCAGCCAGGCAGUCUUUCAAACUCAACAGAUCCGAAGCCGUCAAGAACCAACAAGCGGCUCUUGCCAAAGGCAAGUACGACCUCAGCAAAUGGAAGUACUCAGAGCUUCGUGAUACCAUCAACACGUCCUGCGAUAUCGAACUUCUGGAAGCUUGCCGCCACGAAUUCCACCGCCGCUUGAAGGUGUACCAUGCCUGGAAGGCCAAGAACCGCAAACGUACCAUCAUGGACGAAAACGAACGUGCGCCGCGUUCGGUCAUGGAAUCGGCAGCCAGAACCCCGAAACUGCAGCAGAAGGCUCCAAUUUUGGACAACAAUUCCCAGAGGUACUUCCGCAUACCGUUCGUGCGUCCAGGGGGCGACAACAGCAAGAGAGGCUGGUGGUACGCCCACUUCGACGGGCAGUACGUGGCGAGGCAGAUCGAGCUGCAUCCGGAGAAACCCCCGAUUUUGCUGGUUGCUGGUAAGGACGAUAUGCAGAUGUGCGAGUUGUCGCUGGAGGAAACCGGGCUGACGAGGAAGAGGGGUGCGGAAAUUUUAGAAAAUGAGUUUAAUAAAGAGUGGGAGAAGCACGGAGGGGGCAAGUAUGUGAGACCCGCAGACAGAAAACAGUAACGGAGUUACAUUUGGUAGAGCUUAAAGUUGGAUAAAUAAUGGGGCCUUUAUAAUUUUGCAAUAGGUAGCUUCACAGUAUUAUAAUAUACAGACUUAUUCAAAAAUGUAAACUGUAAGUUAUUAAGAAUAAAUUAUUUAUCGUUA
This is a messenger RNA of Zophobas morio, 4013 nucleotides long. RefSeq names its product myosin heavy chain 95F (gene jar). The coding region runs from base 150 to 3869 and encodes 1239 amino acids. Gene Ontology annotation, biological process: actin filament organization; endocytosis; vesicle transport along actin filament. Gene Ontology annotation, cellular component: actin cytoskeleton; myosin complex; cytoplasm. The record is from RefSeq and is a predicted model, not a curated record. The transcript has 15 exons. Gene Ontology annotation, molecular function: ATP binding; actin filament binding; microfilament motor activity. NCBI's taxonomy places the organism in Eukaryota, Metazoa, Arthropoda, Insecta, Coleoptera, Tenebrionidae.